CCCGGCCACCGGCCGCCCGACCGCUUGUGAUAUUUUUUUCCCCGGCACGCCCUUUAGACCAGCGACUGGCUUUUGACUCUUUUUUGCCUCCGUCACCAUCUCCAGAUCGCCCAUUUACUGUGCUUCGACUCCAAUUGAGUGCUCCCGCGCGGCCUCACUUCCCACCGUUCCUCCCUCGCCGCCUUCCUCAGAGCCCCCGGCUCUCUGGUUCGUCUGCCCACUGACCGUCACCGCCCACCUCCCACCACGCCCCCAGCUCCUCCACCUCCGCGAUGCUCCGAACUCGCCAGGCCACCCGCGCCAUCAGGGCUGUCGCCCAGGCGCGCGCCUUCACCACCACCACUGCCGCCGCCGCUGUCCAGGCUCCCAAGAAGAUCACCGCCGCCAAGCGGAAUCAGACGACCACUGCUGCUUCCAGCCCGGCACGCGAUAUCCCCAGCCCUGCUUUCAACGCCGACAAGAACCAGAGCCAUGUCCAGCCCCUCGUUAACCCCCGGAGGAGUGACAUGGAUGAGUCAUUCAUUGGCAAGACCGGUGGUGAAAUCUUCCACGAGAUGAUGCUCCGACAGGGCGUAAAACACGUUUUCGGAUAUCCCGGCGGUGCCAUUCUCCCCGUCUUCGAUGCCAUCUACAACUCAAAACACUUCGACUUCAUCCUCCCCCGCCAUGAGCAGGGUGCCGGUCACAUGGCUGAGGGCUAUGCCCGCGCUUCCGGCAAGCCUGGCGUCGUCCUCGUCACCUCCGGCCCCGGUGCUACCAACGUCAUCACGCCUCUGCAGGAUGCCCUCUCCGACGGAACCCCUAUGGUUGUCUUCUGCGGUCAGGUCGUCACCUCCGCUAUUGGUAGCGACGCGUUCCAGGAGGCCGAUGUCAUUGGAAUCUCCCGUGCUUGCACUAAGUGGAAUGUCAUGGUUAGGAACGUGGCCGAGCUCCCCCAGCGUAUUAACGAGGCUUUCGAGAUCGCCACCAGCGGACGACCCGGCCCUGUCCUUGUUGAUCUUCCCAAGGAUGUUACUGCUGGUAUUCUGCGACGAGCCAUUCCUACCGAGACUGCCCUACCUUCUCUCCCAAGUGCCGCUUCCCGCGCCGCCAUGGAGAUUACCAAGAAGCAGCUUACUUCUUCCAUUAAGCGUGUAGCCGAGCUCGUCAACAUCGCUAAGAAGCCCGUCAUCUAUGCCGGCCAGGGUGUGAUCCUCUCUGAGGGCGGCACCCAGCUCCUCAAGGAGCUUGCUGACAAGUGCUCCAUUCCCGUCACCACUACCCUCCAGGGUCUCGGUGGCUUUGACGAGCUUGACGAGAAGUCCCUGCACAUGCUCGGCAUGCACGGCGCUGCCUACGCCAACAUGGCCAUGCAGGAGGCCGAUCUUAUUAUUGCCCUGGGUGCUCGUUUCGAUGAUCGUGUAACUGGCGCUAUUGCCAAGUUCGCUCCUGCCGCCAAGGCUGCUGCUGCUGAGGGCCGUGGUGGUAUCGUCCACUUCGAGAUUAUGCCCAAGAACAUCAACAAGGUUGUACAGGCCACCGAGGCUAUUGAGGGCGAUGUUGCGACCAACAUAAAGCACCUCUUGCCUUACCUCGAGCCCCGCUCUAUGGACAGCCGAAAGGAGUGGUUCGGCAAGAUCAAGGAGUGGAAGGCCAAGUGGCCCCUGUCCGACUACGAGCACGCUGAUCCUGAGCGCCCCGGCCUCAUCAAGCCCCAGACCCUGAUCGAGGAGCUGAGCAACCUGACCGCUGACCGCAAGAGCGAGACCUACAUCGCCACCGGUGUCGGCCAGCACCAAAUGUGGACUGCUCAGCACUUCCGAUGGAGGCACCCCCGAUCCAUGAUCACCUCUGGUGGUCUGGGUACUAUGGGCUUCGGUCUGCCCGCCGCCAUUGGCGCCAAGGUCGCCCAGCCUGAUGCCCUCGUUAUCGAUAUUGAUGGUGAUGCCUCCUUCAACAUGACCCUGACUGAGCUCUCCGCCGCAGCCCAGUUCAACAUUGGUGUCAAGGUGAUUGUCCUCAACAACGAGGAGCAGGGUAUGGUGACCCAGUGGCAAAACCUCUUCUACGAGGACCGAUAUGCCCACACCCACCAAGCCAACCCCGACUUCAUGAAGCUCGCCGAUGCCAUGCACGUGCAGUGCCGCCGCAUUUCCAAGCCCGAGGAGGUUGUUGACGCUCUGAAGUGGCUGAUCAACACUGACGGCCCUGCCCUCCUUGAGGUUAUGACCGACAAGAAGGUUCCCGUGCUGCCCAUGGUGCCCGCCGGAUCCGCCCUGCACGAGUUCCUCGUCUAUGAUGGAGUCAAGGAUAAGAAGCGACGCGCGCUGAUGCGUGAGCGUACUGGCGGUCUCCACGGCUAAAUUUCACCUGUGACUCAAGUUC
Messenger RNA from Ilyonectria robusta, 2364 nucleotides. Its product is annotated as thiamine diphosphate-binding protein. The record is from RefSeq and is a predicted model, not a curated record. The transcript has 5 exons. The coding region runs from base 273 to 2342 and encodes 689 amino acids. Gene Ontology annotation, cellular component: mitochondrion; acetolactate synthase complex. Gene Ontology annotation, biological process: L-valine biosynthetic process. Gene Ontology annotation, molecular function: magnesium ion binding; thiamine pyrophosphate binding; flavin adenine dinucleotide binding. Lineage: Eukaryota; Fungi; Ascomycota; Sordariomycetes; Hypocreales; Nectriaceae.